UUCUAUUCUUCGAUGGUCAUAUACAAUCAGAGCGAUUUCAACAAAGGGACCUUCAUUUUAGUGGGAAUCCCAGGCUUGGAGAAAUUCCAUGUGUGGAUUGGAAUUCCCUUUUUUAUCAUCUAUAUAGUGGCUGUUCUGGGAAACUGCAUCCUUCUCUACCUUAUCACUGUAGAGCGGAGCCUUCAUGAACCCAUGUUUUACUUUCUCUCCAUGCUAGCCAUGACUGACCUCAUCUUGUCCACUGCAGGUGUUCCUAAAACACUGAGUAUCUUUUGGCUUGAGGAUAGAACAAUCACAUUCACAGGGUGCCUUACACAAAUGUUCUUCCUUCAUUAUAGUUUUGUCUUGGAUUCAGCCAUCUUGAUGGCAAUGGCCUUUGAUCGCUAUGUGGCCGUCUGUUCUCCCUUGAGAUACACCACUAUCUUGACCCCCAAGACCAUCGUCAAGAUUGUUGUGGGUAUCUCUUUUCGGAGUUUUUGUAUCAUUUUUCCAGUUAUGUUCUUGCUCAAACGCCUACCUUAUUGCAAGACAAACAUCAUUCCCCACACAUACUGUGAACACAUAGGUGUUGCCCGACUCGCUUGUGCUGACAUCUCCAUCAACAUUUGGUAUGGCUUUUGUGUUCCUAUCAUGACAGUCAUCUCAGAUGUGGUUCUCAUUGCUAUCUCCUACACUCUUAUCCUCUGUGCUGUUUUUCGUCUGCCCUCCCAAGACGCCCGCCAAAAGGCCCUGGGCACCUGUGGUUCCCAUGUCUGUGUUAUCCUCAUGUUUUAUACACCUGCCUUUUUCUCCAUCCUUGCUCAUCGUUUUGGACACAAUGUUUCACGCACUUUCCACAUCAUGUUUGCCAAUCUCUAUAUUGUUAUCCCACCUGCACUCAACCCCAUUGUCUAUGGAGUGAAGACUAAGCAGAUCAGAGAUAAGCUCAUACAUUUGUUUUCUUCUAAUGGUAGAAAAUAA
Molecule: messenger RNA, 960 nt
Organism: Suncus etruscus (white-toothed pygmy shrew)
Lineage: Eukaryota; Metazoa; Chordata; Mammalia; Eulipotyphla; Soricidae
Product: olfactory receptor 52H1-like
Exons: 1
Coding region: 13-960 (315 amino acids)
Biological process (GO): G protein-coupled receptor signaling pathway
Cellular component (GO): membrane
Molecular function (GO): G protein-coupled receptor activity; olfactory receptor activity
Source: RefSeq, a predicted model, not a curated record